Lecanosticta acicola is the source of this 2136-nucleotide messenger RNA. The record is from the annotation of a GenBank genome assembly. NCBI's taxonomy places the organism in Eukaryota, Fungi, Ascomycota, Dothideomycetes, Mycosphaerellales, Mycosphaerellaceae.
AUGGAGUCGCCUCCGGCUCAGUCGACGCAGACUGGAGAGAGCGCCCUCGAUUUCAACGUCGACGGACCGACCAGUUCGCCCUUCGUUUCCCACGUCGAGACCAGCCGCGUGGUCAGUCAGCAGCACGAGUCGCGCAUGGAGAAGACGACAGAAGAGCACACGAUGGACAUAUUCGCGACGCCCGUGAAGUCGAGACACGCUUCAUUCGAGAAGGUAGAGGAGGACAAGGAAAACAUUCCGGAUACGAACGACUCAAGCAGAAAGCUACCCUUCUCGCCGAAGAGGCUGGCAACACCAGAGCAACAUCCACUUGCUCGGAGCUCGUCGCCUGCAAUUGAAGCGAGGAGAAAUAGCAAGGACUCGGAUCUGAUGCCUCCGCCGCCUUCGACGUGCAAGCCUCAGACACCCAGCAGACGGUCGCCGCACAAAUCUUCGCACAGCGUCUCAAAUACCCCACGCGCAACGAUCUCUCGGAGUAACACGCUGCAACGCGUGCAGGCUUCAUUCUCGCAGUCUUCGACCUCUUUCAAAGCUGGCUUGGACUUCCGCGCAUCACAACUACGACCUGAAGACACGACUACGACAUCUGGCAUGGAUGACACAUGCUUUAGCGCGUUCUCAGAAGUCCCCGAGCUCACGACAUGGGCAAGAAUGGAACAGAGCCCAACGAAACGCGGAGAAACGUUGCGCACACCAGGCAAGGCUACUGAAGCUACACCUCGCAAGACGCGUAAGCGCACGUCGCCCUCAAGAUCUCCCUCGCCGACUCCACGUAGACAGAAGACGCCUGCGAAUCACGACGGCACUACGUUCCUCAUUGACUUCACUCAACAAAUGGAAGGCCUCGCCGGCCAAGGCAUGCGCACCCCUAACAAGCACCACACUCAGCCGGAUCUGCUCAAGUAUAUGAACGAUCAGCGCUCACCGCACAGGCCCACACGCCAAAGCUACGCAACGCCAGCCAAGCAGAACAAUAUUUUGAACUUGCUGGACUUCGAGCUUCCACCAGCUCCGACCCCAAGAUCUGUACCUACCAUCACGGUGCGCGAGCUAGAAUCGCUAAAGUCCUCUUACCUUUCCCAGAUCUCAUCUCUUAAGGCUACUUUGAGCGGCCGGGAGGCAGAGGUGGAAAGCCUCAAGCGCGCCGUAAACGAUGCAGAGCGCCGUGUAGGCGAAGCUCAAGAGACGCUUCGCGAGGAAAAGAACCGGCGUGAGUACGCCGAGCAAGAAAAAGCUGGCUGGGAGAAGCGCGGGCAUGAAGUCGAACAUGUUCUCAAGAGCGUGAAGGAAGAAGUGCUCAAAGGCGAAGCUGAGAAAGAAGAUCUCAUGCGCAAGAUGGACGAAUCUGAGAAGCGCGCUGAAGAUGCGGAAGCCCGUGCCAUUAGGGCCGAAGAGCGGUUUGCUGAUGCCUUGGCUGCUCGUGCUGAGGGCUGCAAUGGUGGCGAUGGAUCGGCUUCCGAGGAACAAGUACAGCGUCUUGUUGCCGCGCAGAUCGAUGCGAAGAUUGAGGCUGUGAGUCGCGAGCUGCAUACCGUAUACAAGGAGAAGCACGAGCGUAAGGUCGCGACGCUCAAGAAGAGCUAUGAAGCCCGCUCCGAGAGGAAAUGCGCAGAUUUGCAGCAAAGGCUCGCGGAGCUCGAGAAGCAGAAUGAGGAGCUCAUCUCGGCCAAGGACGCGACGUUUUCUGGUUCGGUACCCGAUACCACCUCUAUCGAGAUCGAAGCCGAUCUCAAAGCUCAGAUCGAAGAGCAGAAGGCUCAUCUCGCUAGAUUGGAGAACGAAAUGCAGACUUCACAACAGCAGCAGGAACAGUUGAUGCGAGAGCUGCAGCAGGAGCGGAUUGAAAAAGGUGAUCUGGUCGCUGCUGUGGAUGAGAUGCUUGCUUUGCAGACUGAGCAGGGACCUUCGCAGGGUGCCAUGAGUGUUGUGGAGGACUUCAGGAGAAGCAUUAGCAGGCCUCCGUCUGGUCUUCGCGCUCCUGGCAGUGGAUUGCCAGCUCCGAGUGAGAGCCGGAUCGGUAGAGGUGGACCGAAUGGUCUCAGCCGCAACCGCAGCAAUGGGGGAGCUGGUGGAAAGGGAUCGUUGUUGGCGAACAUUGAGCGCAUGGGACGUGCUGGCGGUUCGGCCCAAGAGUAG